This is a messenger RNA of Pelmatolapia mariae (spotted tilapia), 2247 nucleotides long. RefSeq names its product islet cell autoantigen 1 (gene ica1). Gene Ontology annotation, molecular function: protein domain specific binding. Gene Ontology annotation, cellular component: Golgi apparatus. Lineage: Eukaryota; Metazoa; Chordata; Actinopteri; Cichliformes; Cichlidae. The coding region runs from base 145 to 1539 and encodes 464 amino acids. The record is from RefSeq and is a predicted model, not a curated record. The transcript has 13 exons. Gene Ontology annotation, biological process: regulation of transport.
AAGAAGCAGCUGUGUGUACAUACAGUAGCUGUAUACAGUACAUCAGGGCCUGUCAGCCAGGCAGAGCUGCUGUGUGUGCGGCGAUGGGGAGGAAAUAAAGCGGCUCUUCUACAUGUCACCGACGCGGAAAGGUAAUCUAAGAAAAUGGAGGGAGGAAACUUUGGUUACUCCCGAGACUAUCUUGAUCGCUUCAUCCAAAGCCAAGACUCAUCUGUGGUAAACAAGUUCCAGCAGAAAUACUGGAAAACCAAGCAGACUCUCAUCAAGGUCACCGGGAAGAAGGAGGACGAGCAUGUGGUCGCCUCAGACGCAGAUCUGGAUGCCAAGCUGGAGGUCUUCCACUCGAUUCAGAGAACAUGCAUGGAGCUGCUGAAGGUCAUUGAGCAGUAUCAGAGGAGGAUCUGCCUCCUUUCACAAGAAGAGAACGAGCUGGGUCGUUUCCUGCGCUCCCAGGGCUCUCAGGAUAAAACCAGAGCUGGAAAGAUCAUGCAAGCCACAGGAAAAGCUCUCUGCUUCUCAUCACAGCAGAGAUUGGCUCUGAGGAACCCGCUGUGCCGUUUGUACCAGGAGGUGGAAACGUUUCGUUAUCGUGCCAUCUCAGACACGUGGCUGACAGUGAAUCGAAUGGAGCAGUCAAGGACUGAGUACCGUGGAGCGCUGCUUUGGAUGAAGGACGUAUCUCAGGAGCUCGACCCAGAUACGCAUAAACAGAUGGAGAAAUUCAGAAAGGUUCAGGCUCAGGUGCGCACAACCAAAACGAGCUUUGACAAACUGAAGAAUGACGUCUGCCAGAAAGUGGACUUGUUGGGAGCGAGCCGCUGCAACCUCCUCUCUCACGUCUUAACCACAUAUCAGACAACACUUUUGCACUUCUGGGAGAAAACAUCCCACACCAUGGCAGCCAUCCAUGAGAGCUUCAAGGGCUGUCAGCAUUAUGAGUUCUCUACAAUUAAGACUUUACAAGACCCUGUGGACAAACUGGCUAAAAAGAAGGGUAAAAAUAAAGCCAAGGCAGAAACGGAAGAAGCAAAGAAAGAAGAAACCACAGAUGACCAACUCAUCUCUCUUGUAAAUGAAAACACCAGCGACAAGGCGAGAGAAGAGUCGGAGGGAGAGGAGACGGACAGCAUGGCCUUACUGAAUGAGAUCCUGGGAGGUUUGUCUGUGGAUGAGGGGGAUUUUUCUCAGGAGUGGACAGAAGUGUUUGGAGAGACUGAGGAAGGAACAAGUACUGCAUCCACCAGACCAACAGAGACCCAGGACAAGGAAAACUCCUUCUUUCUACCAUCACAGCUUUUGGACCAGAGUUUGAAUAAUCUGCAGUCUUCCAACUCAGAUUGGGCCCCACAUUCUGCCACUCAGGCAACUGAGCACUCAUCUGAAGCCAAUCAAAGCACUCCAAAGACAGCAGAGAGAGAGGCAGAAGGGACAUCCAAAGAUCUCUCAGCGUGGUUCAACCUGUUUGCCGACUUGGACCCCCUCUCCAAUCCCGAUGCGAUUGGCAAAACCAACACAGAGCACGAACUUCACAAUGCAUAGUUGUUCUUCUGCAUCACAUUUUAUCCUUGUAAGGGGUACAGUAAAAUAAGGCUUCCACCAUGAAUUAAAACAAAACAAACAAACAAAAAAAAAACCCCAAACAAAACAAGUCUGAUCUGACUUGCAGAGGCCUCAUGCAAGAAUAAUUUGUGCAGUUUCAUAUUUUCUUUCUAAAGUGGAACAUGACAGGGUGUCUCAGGUAGACAGGCAGAUUGUCUAGUUUCCUUAAUAUGAAUUAGUAACCAUUUAAAAAAAUAUUUAACAAAAAUUAACUUCACUAAUUCUGUGUCAUCACUUGCAAAUUUACCAUGUUUCCUGGUUGCAUGCAUCGGCAUAUUAUGACUAAGUAGUUGAUAAGUUCAGUUUACUGAGAAAGCUCACUCCAAAAGCUGACUCAAGGCGUCCACAGUCAUUUACUGGUGAAUAGUCUGUGAUGACAGGCUGCUGACAAAUAUAGUAGUAAUAUUUUGUACGCCUAAAUAACAUUUUGGGGUUUUUCCAUGGAAAAUAAAAGCCAUCCGCACAAUGAGCAUGACAGACAGCCCAUUUUGGAGCCACGCAAGAGGUGUCUUCAACUUAAUCUUAGAAGGAAAUACGACAAGAGACUGAUUUAGAAGAACACCACAAAUGUUCUUGCAUAAUGCCCAGUGUCAUAACUGAACAACUAAAAGAGGAUAUGUAUGAUUAUAACUUCAGGAAGAUGAGGUU